AUGGAGACCAAAGCAAAUGAAAGGGAACAGUGGAUCAAGAAAAGGGAAUAUAUUCUGGCAGCGGCAGGCAAUAUGAUAGGUCUGGGCAAUGUGUGGAGAUUUCCCUACCUUUGCUAUAAGAAUGGAGGAGGUGUCUUUUUGUUGCCCUAUAUCUUCUUUGCUGUUCUGUGUGGUGUGCCACUCUACUUGCUGGAGAAUACAAUCGGUCAGUUAACACAAGAGGGUGCCAUCACCUGCUGGAAAAAAGUCUGCCCAAUUGCAAAGGGAACUGGUUAUGCUAUCAUGGUGAUCCAGCUUUAUUCCAGACUCUACAGCAUUGUCCUGGCCUGGGCCCUCCUAUACCUCAUCUACUGUUUCAGGGCCACUCUGCCCUGGGCUACCUGCAACAAUCCUUGGAACACAGACAGAUGUGUGGACCUCACAUCUGCAAACUGGACUGCAGUACACAGUGGCAACUUGUCAGUAAAUUGGACCCCUGAAAAUCUCACUAAGUCUUCGGCCUCUGAGUUCUGGGAGAGAGGAGUGUUGUCCAUGUCUGGAGGAAUAGACGAGGUUGGCACAGUGAAAUGGGAGUUGUUGCUGUGUCUCCUGGCCUGCUGGGUGGCUUGUUACUUCUGCAUUUGGAAAGGUGUCCGCUCCACAGGAAAGGUUGUGUAUGUCACGGCGGUGUUCCCCUAUGUAAUGUUGGCCAUCUUGCUGGUCAGGGGGUUGACACUGCCCGGAGCCUGGCAGGGUGUGGUCUAUUACCUUUAUCCAGAACCUUCUCGUCUGGCAGACCUUCAGGUGUGGAUGGAAGCCUGCGCUCAGGUCCUCUUCUCCUAUGGUGUUGCAUCAGGGACCUUAAUCACUAUGGGCAGCUACAACAAAGUAGAGAACAACUGUUACAGGGACAGUUUGUGGUUGUGUAUGCUCAACAGUUGCACCAGCCUCAUUGCUGGGUUUGCGGUCUUCUCAGCUCUGGGUUUCAUGGCUCAGGCUCAGGAAGUUCCCAUCAACAUGGUUGUCGAUUCAGGACCUGGUCUUGCGUUCAUUGCAUUUCCUCAGGCUUUGGCCAUGAUGCCCCUGCCUCAGUUGUGGUCUGUCUGCUUCUUCAUCAUGCUCAUAAUGUUGGGGCUCGACACAGUGUUUGCAGGUUUGGAAACAAUAACAUCAUCAGUGAUUGACAUGUUCCCAGGAAUGAUGCGCGGACCUUGGCGUAGAGAAAUAUUCCUCUUUCUCUUCUGCUCUGUCUGCUUCGUCAUACAGAUCCCUCUCACCACUCAGGGAGGAGUCUAUCUGUUCCAGCUGGUUGAUAACUAUGGUGCUAAUGGAGCAUGCAUUUUAUUUUUGUCUUUCGUCCAGUGUGUGGCUGUUGGGUGGGGCUUUGGUGCUGAGCGAAUGUGUGAUGCAGUUGAGGAGAUGACAGGACAGAGGCCAUGGUUUAUUUUCAUACUGUGUUGGCGUUACUUUACCCCACUGAUCUGCAUGGUUUGCUUCAUCUGUUCCUUUGUGGACUAUCAGCCCCUGACAUUUGGUAACUAUGUGUAUCCUGACUGGGCCUACUAUCUUGGCUGGGUCAUAGCCCUAUCCUCCAUAGUUGUAAUACCUAUCUGGGCUAUUGGCAAGAUUUGCCUCACCAAGGGCUCCCUCAAACAGCGUCUGUUGGUCCUUUGGCAUCCUGUUAGUGACCCUCUUGGUCACAGGUCAAAAGACAUGAAUGAAACAGAGUUGACACCAAUAUCUGCUCCUCUCCCUGACAUGUUGAGUAUUUUUUGAAAGGCUGCCAAAGCAAAAGCACAUCAGAUAAUCGGUGAAAGUACUUGAUACUAUGAAAACAUCCAAACAUUCUUAUAUAUCUUAACAUGAUUGUUCUGUGUGAGCCAGAUAUAGCACUUUGAUAUACUGACGGUGUGCAAUUAUGCAAAUUUAUGCAACUUUAAGUUGCUAUUUUUUACCAUGCUUUUCUGACACUGCUUGUGUAAGUAAAACCUCUUUAUUACAUUACAUUACAUGUCAUUUAGCUGACGCUUUUGUCCAAAGCAACUUACAUUUUUAGUACACUCAAAAUUUAUGAGGGGCCAAUUAGGGGUUCAGUAUCUUGCCAAGGACACUUAGGCAUGUAGAUGGGAAAGAGUGGGAUUCGAACCAGCAACCUUCUAUCCCCUAGGCCACGCUCUCCCAUUAUAGCAAUAUAUAUUAUUUACUCAUCUGCUACAUUUUUGUGUUAUGGUAGUUAUACAUGCAAUUUUCAUGACAACACCGUGGAGUUUUUUUGUUGUUUCUUUUCUGUAUAAUUGAGAAAAACUCACUGUAUGAACCCUAGAUGUUUAGAAAACAUGUAUACAAAUUCCUUCUUCAUGAAACCUUUUGAGUUUGUCUUACAUGGUUUGCAUUUUGGUACCACUCUUUUCUUUUCACAAGUUGUAGAACUGUUUCCACCACCAAUAGUUUAUAAGUGGUAUAGCAUUACACUAUCAGCAGGACUGUUUACUGUUGCCUCAUGGAACCCAGGCUCCUCCUGUCCUCCUUCUGUCUCUAACGCCAGGUUUACACAGGACGUGGAAGUGCUGCGCUGCAGCGCACAGUGUCAAGGAGAGCCAGGUGCCUCCUUUCCGCCCCCGUUACACAAUUGUGCUGUUCACAUGAGCUGUGCCACGCAGCGCCAAUGGCGCCUCGCGCCCUGCACCGAUGGUUCUCCGGUGAGUCAUUUAUUAUCGCUCGCCUUGAGUGUAUCGCAUCAGGAAUCACACUCAAAAAGGAUUUUAAACGAUAUAAAUUACAUAUUUUAUAUGAUAUAAAUAAUCAAAUAUGCAUCCCAUACUUUGUAUUGCCUUUCUGUUGUACUGGAGUAUUAAUUUUCCCCUAUAUUGAAUGGGUUACAUACAACAACUAGAGGAGAAAGCAGAAUCGCGGGCUGACCUGCACGAAGAACUGUGCGUCCCGUGUGAACAGCCAGGCAGCUGCGCGCUUGAGAAUGGCGCUGCGCGGCACUUCUGCGUCCUGUGUAAACCCGGUGUUACAUAAACAUUGACCCAGCUGUCAGACUGCAGAAUAUUGCUGAUCCAUGCUACAUACAUGUAACAAAAUGGCUGAUGGGAAAGAGCGGUUGUACUCUUACCAGAAAAUCCCCAUCUGCAUGCUGAAGUGUCCUUGGGCAAGAUACUGAACCCUGAAUCCCCCUCAUAGAAAAAAAUAGCUGCUCAUAGAUGUGUUACGGCACCAGGCCUAGGGGAAAUCUGGACCAACAGCAAGGGUUACACGGCCCGGCUCCGUCUCCCCAGCUAGCGUUAGCUCGCAGACUAACGCACUCUACCCUCUCCCCGGCUCUGUCGGCGCCGUCUCCCGGGGAGAGGGUGGAGCAAGCUAAUGUUAGCCCGCUGCUGCUAUCCGUCAGACAUCUAAGUGGCCGCAUAAACAUGCCGAUCGUCGAGGCGGAGACCCCUGGAACACCUCUAAACAUUGACUCAACAGUGUGGAAGGAUGCUGCUGCUGCGCCAGCUCCAGCUCCCAUUGGUCCCAUUGCGGGGCUGCGCUGAGGAGCUGGGGCGCUCGCAGCCAGCCUUCGGCCAACCUGACUCUGGUUCAAAACGAUAUGGUUGCAAGAUUGUAUCUUCGUCUCCAGUAGCCAUAUUUCUGCAUAGGUAAUGGAUAGCUAAAAAUCGGGGCGCUUGUAUCUCGUGAAGGAGGGAGGAGGGGUGAGGGAGGCGGGGCACUCAAAACAGGUCAAUCUGAGGAGGGCUAUUUUAGACAGGGUAAAAAGGAUGCUGUUUUAAAUGAUCCUUGUGGUAUUUUGACCAAAAUAUGUUACAGACAUUUCAUAAAGACCCCAAGGAACCAUAUCAACUGUGUUAAAAUGGGCAUACGAUGGGUUCUUUAAGAAGGAGACUAAACUUAGUCUCCUCCCUUCUUAAAUGACUAAGACUAAGUUUAGCGUCUUAACUCACUUUAAUGAAGUGAUUCUCAAACUGAGUGGCGCGCCCCACCGGUGGGGCACGGAGGCAUAACAGUUGGGCUGCGCGACCGGGAGGGGGAAAUGUGAGGCAGAACUAAUACUAUAGUCUAACUAAUGUUUUGACGUCUGCAUCUCUUUAAAAGCAGAGCAGUAAACAAAUCGCUCUUUCGCCGUAGCCAGGGGUCGGCAACCCGCGGCCUCAGCACCCCUGCAGUGGCUCCCUGGACAGUACAGCGAACAGACAGCGCACACACUUAGGCCCCGGGGCGCCGCCCCGCCCCCCCUCACUCGCUCAGAGACACAUGCAGGAGAUCGGAGCUCAUUCACGUGAAGCAGCCGGUCAGGGACAAACAAGAGAUAGUGUUCAAUAACCCAGUUGAAAAGAAAGUACGAUGAAGCCUGUCUUGCUCUUGGGUUCACAGUCAAUGUGGUAGGACAUGAGGAGAGACCAGUGUGUAUUUUAUGUCUGAAAACUCUAUGAGACCCAACAAAAUAAGAAGACACUUAGAAACAUUACACCCCAGUCACAUGCAUGUGUUCUUUUUGGUUGAGCUUUAUCAUCUUAGUAACAAAGUGAUAUAAUUAAAUACAUUUUUUCUCUAUUAUUGAAAAAGUACAGACUGAUGGAGGAAUGUAGUGAUAAAUGUCACCUAGUGUACUUCGAUUACGAAAAAUUUAAGCAAAGUUAUGGCACUAUUUUUUGAAAAAGGGACAAAUGUCACAAAACAUUUUCCGAAUUUUUUUUAUUUGUACAACAGAGAUUCCUGAAAGUAAUGUGGAUUUAAUGUUCAUCUAUAUGUUAUGUAAAUACACAUGUUAAACCUG
Platichthys flesus (European flounder) is the source of this 4756-nucleotide messenger RNA. RefSeq names its product sodium- and chloride-dependent GABA transporter 2-like. Gene Ontology annotation, biological process: sodium ion transmembrane transport. The record is from RefSeq and is a predicted model, not a curated record. Lineage: Eukaryota; Metazoa; Chordata; Actinopteri; Pleuronectiformes; Pleuronectidae. The coding region runs from base 1 to 1755 and encodes 584 amino acids. The transcript has 14 exons. Gene Ontology annotation, cellular component: membrane.